AUGUUAGAAUCACUGGUCACCACGCUUCUCAAUACGUUUUUGGGAGCGUAUAUAUCCAACCUUAACUAUAACCAAAUGAAAAUAGGAAUAUGGAGUGGGGAAGUGAAACUCAACAACCUACUUUUAAAGAAAGAAGCCUUGGAUAAGUUUGACCUUCCCAUUGAUGUUAUUAGAGGACAUUUGGGAGAGCUGACUAUGAGUAUUCCAUGGUCCAAUUUGAAAACGAAACCUGUCCAAGUGCAUAUCAAAGACGUCUAUGUCCUUGCCGCUCCCAGAAAUGAAAGCAAUAUCACUGUGGAAGAGGAAGAAAGACGAGCUCAGCAAAGAAAGCAAGAACGUCUGGCUAAUGCAGAGUUGAUUGAUAACUCCAAUUCCGUACAAAGAAAAAAACCAGAAACCGAAGCAACCACAGCUCAAGAGGAUGCUAAAAACAGUUCAUUUAUGAGUCAGCUGGUGACUAAAAUCAUCGACAAUGUUCAAGUCUCCAUAAAGAACGUUCAUGUUCGAUAUGAAGACAAUGUCUCUAAUCCAGGUCACCCGUUUGCGGCUGGUGUUACACUUAGUGAAGUUAGUGCGCUUUCAACUAACGGUGAAUGGGUACCAACGUUCAUCAGCGAAAUGACAAAUACUACACAUAAGUUGGCGACACUUGAGGCACUUUCAGUAUACUGGAAUACGGACACACCCCUACUUGCUAAAGUUAGCCCUGAAGAUUUUGGAAAAGAGUUUUAUGCAAUGAUAUCCAAGCCAGAUAAAGAGCAGGCUGAUAACAGAUACGUACUUAAACCUGUAUCCGGCACGGGCAAGGUGACAAUAAGCAAGCAAUAUGGUGGAUCGACUCCAAAGUUUGACGUGAAUAUGCUUUUUGAAGAACUGGGAUUUAUUGUUGAUGAAGAGCAAUAUCAAGAUGCCAUAUUGACGGUAGAUCUUUUCCAUACCUACUUGAAGAGACAACAAUACCGAGCGCUGAGACCCCCGUUGCCAAAGACCCCAAAAACGCACCCAAGGGAGUUUUUCAAAUUCGCUCAACGUGCAGUAUUGGAUCACAUACAUGAGAAGAACUACAAAUGGAGCUGGGAUCAUUUUCGCAAAAGACGCGACGACCGAAAGCAGUAUAUUUCUUGCCAUGUAGAUAAUGAACUUGGAAGAGCCACUGCACAACAAAAGGAAGCUCUCAAAAAGCUUGAGCAAAAGCUUAGCUUUGAAGACAUUCGAUUUUACCGGAGUAUGGCAAAAUCAAAGCUUAAACGAGAACGUGCUUCAAUAAAUCAGCAAGCAAAAACUCAAGAGACAACAGCUAAAAAAGCUGGCAACUGGUUGAGUAGCUGGUGGGGCGGCUCGUCUGAGAAACAGAGUAAUGGUGGCGAUGAAGAUCCUGAAUCAGCAGAGGUUACGGAACAGCAACGACAGGAACUUUUCGAAGCAAUAGAUUGGAAUGAAGAUAAGGCUGCUCUUUCUAUGGCAGUGGAUAUGCCCAAAGAUACUAUGAAAGCCUUGAUCCAUGUCAAGCUAAAACGUGGAUCUUUUACUUUGAGAAAAUCUCCACACUCUAACGUAACACAGGAUUUGGUCACUCUGGUAUUCGAUACAGUCACUUGCGAUAUCAUUCAGUACCUUGAGUCACUCAAGGUAUCAGCAGCCCUCGGAGAUCUACGACUAUAUGACGGCUCAACAAAAGGAACGUUAUACCAAAAGAUGAUUGGUGUCAAAAAUAAGAACCAGAAAUCGAGGGAGAUCAGCAUACGCGAUCAAGAAGAAUUGGAGAAAAGCUUUGAUGUAGGGGAGCAUCGAACUGUGGAAAGUGAUCCUUUCUUUUCAGUCAUCUUCGAAAAAGGUCCUCUUGACGGACGAGCUGACAAUGCCAUAACUGUGAAGAUGCAUCAUUUGGAGAUUAUUUACAAUCCAGAAAUCAUCAAAGACGUAAUGCGUUUCUUUAAGCCUCCAGAAACUAACAUGGAAACCGUCAAUGCUUUGAUUGAGGUGGCAGGAAACACUUUGGAAGGAUUGAAAAGGCAAACUCGCGCAGGCUUGGAGUAUGCCUUAGAGAGCCACACAACUUUGGACUUAAGAGUGGAUAUGGAUGCACCAAUCAUUAUAGUUCCAGUAGACGUUACAAGAAAGGAUGCUUGGGCACUUGUUGUCGAUGCCGGUCAUAUCAAUGUUGAGAGCAAUCUUGCACCAAAAGAAGCAAUCGACAGAGUUCUCGCAAAGCAGGGCAUGGAGUAUUCAGAAGACGACUUCAAGGAGCUAGAAAGCCUUGUGUACGACAAAUUCAGCAUCAAGCUUACCGAAACAAAAGUCCUCAUUGCAGAAUCAGUAGACAAGAGUCGCCAAGCAAUUAAUGAUCCAAGCGGUGCUGAAGAUGCUCACUUGAUUGAUCAGAUUGAUAUGGAUUUCUUGUGCGAGAUCUGUAUCGUUCCAAAACGCACUCAGCUCACUAAAAUCAAAAUAUCCGGUCAUUUGCCUUUGGUGUCUAUCAAUUUUUCAGACAAGAAAUACAAAACUUUGAUGAAUAUUAUCGAUAUCAUUGUGCCAUCCAUUGAUGAUGAACCUAGUGGACAAGAAUCAGUUCAAGAUUACGGUGCUGCCAAAUUGGAAGACGAAAAUAUGGUCCUAUCGGGUAAAAUGGAUAACAGCAAAAGGACAAGCUAUUUUGGAAAACCAGUCUGGGAGACACCACAGCCUGAACUGUUGCUGUUAUCCGACACGGAGGAUUCAGAUGAUGACGAAGAUUCAGUUCAGAGCACAGAGGGAUACACUAGUCAUGACAGUUCAAAGACUUCCAGCAUGAGAAGCACUCGCGGAAAUGACGAUGCCCAAGUAUCAAAUGAGUACAAGCAAACAAAUUUUUCACUGUCAUUUCAAAUUGAUCGAGUGCAAGCAACGUUGAAAGAGGCUCACUCUAACAGCACAGAGAGCGACAUACUUCUCUGCGAUGUGGUAUUGGAAAACUUCUUGUUGGUGUUUACGCAGAGAAUGUUUGACAUGAAUGUCGAUGUUUCUUUGAAAACUUUAAGCGUCAUUGAUAGGAUGGAGCAUGGAAAUGAAUUUACCUACCUUAUCACGUCUGAUAAGAUAUCGCCAGAUGGUAAUAACAAUGAAGGAAAGAAGAACUUAGUCAAUGUGCAAUACAAGAAGAUCAACCCAAAGAGUCCAGAGUAUGACAAGAUUGACCAAUCUGUUGAUGUCGAACUUUCUGCUCUCAAUAUCAUCGUGACAAGAAGUUCGAUAUUAACGUUGUACAACUUCAUCCUCUCAACAUUUACGGGCCCCACAAAGGAGAAUAAUCCAGCAACUCCAGAAUCGAAUCGCCGUGAAAGAUCUGAGAGCAGAGUGUCGAUCGCAUCCAGUGUAGAGUCUAAGAAACCCGUAGAACAAUCGAACACUCCGCAACAAACUGGCACUGGGGUUAUCAAGGUACAAAUUUGCUUAGAAAGUUUGGAUCUCAUUUUGAAUGAUGACGGAAUCCGCCUAGCUACGGGAUGUUUGUCUCAUGGAGAUGUAUCUGUGCUGGUCAAACCAACAACCCUGAGUGUAGAUGUUAAAAUCGGCAAUUUCGAACUCAAAGAUGACACCAAUCGGCCUAUGGCUCCAAAUGAAGAUAUUGAGACAAGUCAUUCAAAUGUUCAGCUAUUGUAUCUGGAAGGAAAGGAACUUGCAACUUUCAGAUAUGUGACCUACGACAAAGAAGCCAGCCGUUAUCCGGGAUACGACCAAUUGAUAUUUUUACGCAUGGGUUCCUUACGACUGAACUUUGUUGAGAACUCUGUACAUCAACUUAUGGAAUAUGGAUCUCGGUUUGCCGAAAUGAAAGGUGUUUAUGACGCAGCUAGAGAAGCAGCGUUUUCUUCUGCUCAACAAAUUCAGCAAUCAGAGGCACUACUACAUUACGAUAUUCGAAUUAGAUCUCCUACUGUUGUCUUCCCGUCAAUGGACAGAAAACGGCCGCAAGAUAAAAUGAUUGCUCGGCUCGGCGAGAUAUCGGUAGAAAACAAAUUCUCAGAAUCCAAAAUUGAGUUGAAACCAGAAGGCACAUCUCCAGUAACAAUCAAAGAGAAUAGCAUUCGAGCAAGAGUAGAAUCCAUAAACUUGAGGUCAGAAUUCAUGACGAAAGACGAAGAAACAGGGGAAGAACAACAGCAAGUGCUUGACAUACUGAAGGAGCUUCACCUGGAUUUCAAUGUAAUCACUAUAAACCAUGUUCAUGGCACUUUAAUACCAGACACUCAAGUAAACGGCGCCGUUUCCGACAUACAAAUGAAUCUUACCGAACGGCAAUUCAAGUUUCUCAUUGAAACAUCUAACAGCAUUACCUCAGCAUUUACAACUGGUCCUGAGGAUACAGAAGAACUUGAAAAUGAAGCCACAGAUCAACUGGCACUUCAAGCAAUGCAAAGCGUAGGUGUGGCCGACGGUUCUAAUGCUCGUUCCAGUGAAACGAUAAAGCAUGUUGUCAAAUCCGAGGCUUUAUCAAAGGAAGAUACAAAUAAGCAGCCUGGUGAAAAGCCUUGGUCUACUUUAGAUCUGAAUAUCGACUUUAAAGAUAUCAAACUUGAAAUAUUCCAGUCUGAAGCCAUCAUCAAAGAAGAAGACUUGCCAAAAUGGAGUCUCGCUAGCUUUUCAUUGGAACACACGACUUUCAAAAUGUGUAACAAAUCAGACUCUUCAUCAAAUAUGGAACUUCAGAUCGAAUCCAUCGUACUCAGAGACACGAGAGUUGAUGUCAAAUCUGAAUUUAGGGACGUAAUGAAUCGGAUUCGUACCGAUGGCCCUCAACUGCAACUUCGUCAUGAGACUUCUCCUCCGAAUCCAAGUUCUGAUCAAACAUUACUCGUAGCUCUCGAUACUCCGCACAUCAUUUUGUCUGUCGAUCACAUUUUUGCCUUGCAAAAAUACUUCAUGGCUCCGUUUACUGUGGAGCAAGCAACCGAAGCUCAGAGAUAUGCAGAGACUCAAAAAAAGAAAGCAUCCACUGAUGUUACCAAACCGCAAACCACCCGUAAUACAACCCACGGUCGUGCUACGCGCGCUACCAAGGCUCAGAGCAUCGAUCAGCAAACCCCCAAAGGAUCUUUUUACUACCGUAUAAACAUCGUUGACCCUGAGAUUGUUCUGCUUGCCAACCCGGCCUUACCUAACUCAGAGGCGAUCAUCUUAUCUGCGGAACAAAUUCUGGUCUCCCAACAAGCACUGAUGACUAUCAACGUUUCCAAGAUCGGAAUGUUCCUAUGUAUCAUGAACAAGAAAUCCGAAGCGUCAAUUCGUUUUGUUGAAGACUUUGAGAUAUCCAUGUCCAUGGAGAGCCAUACUUCUGCAAACAACAAUAUCACCAGUAUUGUGAUCGAUUUAACGACUUUCGUAUUGAAGCUAUCGUACAUGGACAUUACAGUCAUCAGCACUGUCGUGAACCGAGCAUUGGAGCUUUUGGGUCAGUCUAACUCUUCUGGUCCUCCUCCCGAUUCCAAAGAAGAUGAUGACAAUAGCGAUGACGAAAGCGUAGACAAAAUCUCGGAAAUAACGGCAGCCCACACCGAAGCACCAUCGGUGAUGUCGACUAGCGUUCUUCGACGAAGAAUGAACAAUGAACCCUACAUUGUGAUGUCAAGAGAAACACUCAAGCUCAACAGUCAGGGAAUACAGAUCAUUCUUAUGGAUGAUCUUUACGAAAUGCCAAUUUUGGACAUGAAUUUGAAGCCGUUUACAGUGAACGUGUCCGAUUGGUCGAAGGCUCUUUUGGUCGACUCGUCGUUCUCGCUAUACACUGGGUUCUUUAACAUCAAAAACUCUCAUUGGGAGCCUCUUAUAGAGCCUUGGAGCUUUAAUGUGAAGGUUUCUAGAGCCUUGAUAGCCGAAAGCUUAGAAAUUGAUGUGUCCUCUAAACGAAAAUUGGAGAUCAAUGUUGAACACACUUUUGUGGAAUCAAUGUUGAACUAUUCGAACGGUCUCGGAAAUGGCAAUAAGCAACAGUUCGAAGUGGCUCGUGGCUCCUUAAAACCUUAUCGUAUAGAAAACCGAACUGGAUACACUAUCUCCGUAUGGAAUAGCCAAUAUCGCGAUGUACCUGAUAACAAGCAGCUUACCCAGGUCAAAAAUGGAGAAAACCUGCCAUGGUCCUUCACGGAUUGGCGAAAGCAAAGAGAGAUGGAACUCUCAACCUUUGGCAAUAAUAAUUUAGGAAUUAGGUUCGACGACAAGAAAUGGGAGCCUUUGAAGGCCAUCACAAUUGAUAGACAAGGAGAGCACCAGUAUAUCCUUCGACCCAAAAUCAAUGAAAUCUCACACCGACUAGUGGUCGACAUCAAAAUAGUAGACAAUGUAAAGGUUGUUACCUUGCGCUCUGGCCUCCUACUUCAAAAUCGAACAUUGAUACCUCUUGAAGUGACCAUUACCGACAGCAAAGGAACAGAAAUACACGACGCUUCCGUUAUUCAUCCUGAAGCUGACUUUUCUGUCCCUAUCGAUGAAUGCUACGAUUACUGGUUCCGUAUCCGACCUAAAGUGGAAGGAUACAAGAUGAGUGAAAAAGCCAUGCAUUGGUCUGACUUAACACUUUCCAAGCCACCAGAUAGUAUUGAAUGCAACUACGAAGAAGUUGGCCCGCCAAGCUUUCGUUUCCAUGUAAACAGCAUCUUUGAUAAAAAGAACCCGGCUUCAAAACGAUAUCCUUUCAUGAAAGUACAACUGUCUCCACCAAUCGAGAUUGAGAACCUGUUGCCGUUUGAUAUCACCUAUCGUGUAGUUGACAAGGACUCCGGUCAGGACUUUUCGUCCGAAUUGGAAAAAUCCGGCCGUAGCCCUCUUCACAUCAUUGACCUGAAACAUUUGUUAUUAAUGUCCAUCGAUGUUCAUGAUACAGCUUAUCAAACCAGUGAAUUGGUUGUUAUCAACAGUCAUCGCAGCAAUGAAAUAGCAGCAGAACAGACAUUGAUCUUGCUCGACUCCAAUAAUCGUCCGUUGCGUCUAAAACUGUUCUUUUCGGAUGUGCCUGGUACCCCAGGUGCCCGCCGGUUGAGCAUAUGCGCACCAUAUGUAAUCAUAAAUAAGACUGGACUGUCAAUAAGCUACAAAUAUAAGCCCUUCCUGCAAACCGCAAAAAUAGCUGCUGGUCAAGGCGAUGAUGAUGUUGAACAGACGGAAGCUGUACCGGUGUACAUGUUUUCCUACCCAAAAGAUGAUCAUAGAAACAGAGUACAACUUCGUUUGAAGGACAGUGGAUGGAGUCAGCCAAUAAGUUUCGAAGCAGUUGGUAGUACACAAGAAAUCGGUAUGCCGAAGGUUGGAGACAAAGAAGUGUAUCUAGGAAUCAGUGUGACUGAAGGACAAGGAAAGUUUCUUCAUACAAAUAUAAUCACCAUCACCCCAAGAUACAUUUUGAAAAACAACCUUGGCUUUGACUUGCGAUUCAAAGAAACUGGGGCUGAAGACGAUCAAUUCCUAAGUAAUGGAGGAAAAGGUGUAGUCCACGACUUACAAAAGUCUCAUAAAUCCAAAUAUUUGUCGAUUCGUCCAUCCGGGUUGCAGAGCCAGUGGUCUGCACCUUUCAACAUCAACCAUAUCGGAACCCUCUACGUCAAACUUGAGAGUUCAGAGGAGGUGCCGGUUCUUCUCGCGAAAAUAUCCAUAUUGCUGGAAGAUGCUACUAUUUUCAUUGUAUUGAGCAGAGAUAAUGGAAAAUGGCCAUACUUGAUUAUCAAUGACUCAUCCGUGGACAUAUCACUGUUUCAGCAGAGCGAGAGUGCCACCAAAGAUGACGAAUCAUCCGUUUAUAAUCUUUGGACAAAGCCAAAAGUAUAUGAAUUAAAAUCAGGUGCCACUAUGAAGUAUUCCUGGGAUUUCCCGUCAAUGAAAGACAAAAAGGUUGUCCUUGCCAUUGGCGAAAGAACAAGAGCAGUUGACAUCAAGGAGAUCGGACACCAAGUUCCGUUUAGAUAUCGAAAAUCAAGACGUGACCCGGGUAUCAUGUCCAUUGAUGUUGUGGCUCGUGGUCCAAUGCAAAUUCUUCGACUGAGUGACUACGACCAAUCCUCUAGCAUGUUCAAGCUCAAAUCUUCGGCUUCAUCUGCAAUGGGGUCUACAAUUGUUGAUGAGAGUGUUCGAGAAACUUUCGAAGAAGUCGACGUUGAACAUGUCAUCAACUAUACGAUAUCAGUCGACUUACAGGGCAUAGGUAUUUCCAUCAUCAACCAAAGACUACAGGAAAUGGCAUACGUUUCAAUGAAGGAUCUACAGGUCAAGGUGACGGACUCCAGUAUAUACCAGUCUCUGCGUGUGUCUAUUCAAUGGCUACAGAUCGAUAACCAAUUUUUCGGCUCAACCUUCCCGAUAUUGCUCUACCCAACAGCCAUCCCUAAGGAUGACACUGAGAAUAUUGGAUACCCUACUUUUCAUUUUGCGAUCGACAAAGUCAAGGACAAUUCUCAGGGAGUCCUUUAUCUGAAAUAUUUCUCUCUCCUAUUGCAAGAAAUGACAUUCGAAAUUGAUGAAGACUUCUUGUUCGGACUGAUGGAAUUCUCGAAAUUCAGUGUUCCUGGAUGGGAAAAACAAGAGCCAAAGAUCCUUUGCUCGGAAGAUAUGGAUAUACCUGACCCCAAAGUUCAAGAGGAAGCUGAAGAGCUCUAUUUCGAAGUCUUCAAUAUUCAACCAAUGAGGCUUAAUCUUUCCUUUGUGAGAACUGAGAGGAUCAAUGCAUCUCCAGUGGAAGAACGAAACUCUGGCCAUUCUCCACUGAUGUUUGUCUUUAAUGUUUUCACUAUGACAAUCGGCAGCGUGAAUGACGCACCUGUGAAACUCAAUGCGCUAGCGGCCGAAAACAUGAGAGUCAGUUAUAAUGACCUAAUCAAACGGAUGACAUACCAUUAUGGCGAACAAGUCGUAUACCAGAUACAUAAAGUUAUUGGUUCCGCAGAUGUCAUUGGUAACCCAGUCGGCCUCUUUAAUACCUUAAGCUCUGGAGUGGCUGAAUUGUUCUAUGAGCCUUAUCAAGGUGUCAUUAUGAGCGAUCGACCUCAGGAUCUGGGUAUUGGUAUAGCAAGGGGAGUUGGAGGGUUCUUCAAAAAGAGCGUUUUCGGAUUCUCAGACAGCUUUUCAAAGUUCACCGGCAGUAUUGGCAAAGGCCUGGCAGUUGCUACUAUGGAUCGCAAAUUCCAAGAUCGUAGGAGAGCCAAUAUGACCAGAAAUCGCCCGAAGCAUGCUAUGUACGGAGUCACUCAAGGUGUUAAUCAAUUUGGCACCAGCGUUGCCAGUGGAGUAGCCGGCCUUGUGAAACGUCCGAUGGAAGGUGCAUCUAAAGAAGGUGUUGGUGGCUUUGUAACUGGCAUGGGCAGAGGAUUAGUAGGAGUGGUGACCAAGCCUGUAGUUGGCAUGUUUGACUUAGCAAACAACGUAAGCCAAGGUGUUCGCAAUACCACCACUCUCUUUGAUGUGAACAGCAUUGAUCGCCUUCGUUUACCGCGUUACAUCGCUGGAGAUGGCAUUCUUCGGCCAUAUUCUCAACGAGAAGCUUUGGGUCAAAGUUGGCUGAAGGAUUUGGAAAAUGGAAAGUUCUUCAGCGAGCUCUAUAUUGCUCAUUGCUUACUCACCACCAACGAAAUGGCCGCAAUACUCACGAAUACCCGGAUCUUGGUGAUUAACACUCGAAAAUCCACAUUGGAAUGGCAAGAACACUUUUCAGAUAUCGAGAGUCUAGUGUUCAAGCAAUCUGGAAUUCUUAUUAAACCAAGAACGGCAAGAGGGGAACCCUACAUACCCAUUCCGGAACCUUCGACCGCCAAGUGGUUCUUUGCUAAAAUUGAAGACACAGUUGCUCAGUGGGGCGAGCAACAAAAUAUUGAAUCGUAG
This is a messenger RNA of Umbelopsis ramanniana AG, 9837 nucleotides long. RefSeq lists its product as uncharacterized. Gene Ontology annotation, biological process: mitochondrion organization; protein retention in Golgi apparatus; late endosome to vacuole transport. The record is from RefSeq and is a predicted model, not a curated record. The coding region runs from base 1 to 9837 and encodes 3278 amino acids. Gene Ontology annotation, cellular component: extrinsic component of membrane. The transcript is spliced from 34 exons. Lineage: Eukaryota; Fungi; Mucoromycota; Umbelopsidomycetes; Umbelopsidales; Umbelopsidaceae.